CUGGCUACAGCGUUGCUUCGGCAACGCGACGCACAGGCGGGAGAGGGACGCGGUGGUCGUUUUAAGGCAGGCGGGGGCGGGGUACUCCAGAAGUCCGGGAAGCAAUGCAAUGUCCAAACCGAAGAAUCAGUGUUCUAAGGGCCAUGGCACACCAAAGGCGAAAGAGCGGGACCAGAAAGUAUGUAUCCGAUUCAAGUGCUCGGUCAUGAAUACUCUUACAGACGUCCUCCGCCACAGGCCUGGAUGGGUGGAAGUGAAGGAUGAGGGGGAAUGGGAUUUCUACUGGUGUGAUGUCAGCUGGCUUCGAGAGAACUUCGACCAUACCUAUAUGGAUGAACAUGUCCGAAUCAGCCACUUCCGAAAUCACUAUGAGCUAACGAGGAAGAACUACAUGGUAAAGAAUCUGAAACGCUUUCGGAAGCAGCUAGAGAGAGAGGUGGGCAAACUAGAAGCAGCUAAGUGUGACUUCUUCCCUAAGACCUUUGAACUGCCUUCUGAUUAUCAUCUCUUCGUGGAAGAAUUUCGAAAAACUCCCGGCAUCACCUGGAUCAUGAAACCGGUGGCCAGGUCCCAGGGAAAAGGCAUUUUCCUUUUUCGGAAGCUCAAAGACAUCAUGGACUGGAGGAAGUUGGGGCUUUGUGUCUGUCAGGAUGUGGGCCGCCCCGAUGACCAGAAAGAUGACAUCGCGGUGGAGAACUAUGUAGCUCAACGUUACAUCGAGAAUCCUUAUUUGAUAGGAGGGCGCAAAUUUGACCUGCGAGUGUACGUCCUGGUGAUGUCUUACAUCCCCCUUCGGGCCUGGUUAUAUCGAGAUGGCUUCGUUCGGUUCUCCAACACCCGCUUCACGCUGAGCAGUAUUGAUGAUCACUAUGUUCACCUCACCAAUGUUGCUGUGCAGAAGACAUCCCCCGACUAUGACCCAGAGAAGGGCUGCAAAUGGAUGAUCCAGCGAUUUCGCCAGUACCUGACUUCCAAGCAUGGCCCCGAGGCUGUGGAGACGCUCUUCCAGGACAUGGACAACAUCUUCAUCAAAAGCCUGCAAAGUGUGCAGAAAGUCAUCAUCAGUGAUAAGCACUGCUUUGAGCUAUAUGGCUAUGACAUUCUCAUCGACCAGGACCUCAAACCGUGGCUUCUUGAGGUCAACGCCUCCCCAUCCCUCGCUGCCAGCAGCCAAGAGGACUAUCAGCUCAAGACUUGUCUUCUGGAAGACACACUGCAUAUUGUAGACAUGGAGGCCAGGCUCACAGGAAAGGAAAAGAGAGUUGGCGGCUUUGACCUCAUGUGGAACGACGGACCAGUCAGCAGAGAAGAAGAGGGCAUCGACACGUCAGGGACAGGGAACUUUGUGGCCAACACCCACCUGGGCUGCAACAACGAUAGAAAGAAACAGCUGAGACAGCUCUUCCGUUCACUUCACAGCCAGAAGAAAGUUACCAGCUAAUCAUGGCGGGCCAGGGAAAAAUUGAGCCCACGCAGGUGCCCAGUGACCCCUCCCAAUUUUGGAGCCGUGCCUCCAGUUUCUCUCAGGCCUGCCAACUAGUUUUGCUGGCUCAGCAUGUCAUCAACCAUUAGCCUCCUGGAGCUGGCUCCAGGGUGUGCUGCGGGUGAAGCGUGCUCAGGAGCUGUGCCAAUCUGGGAAGCUGGAUGGAUUUGUGACCUUGAAGGGGUUAGUCUGCAUUGGUUAUAUGAUCAGGAACUAAGAAUUUGACCUAUACAGAGAAAUGCAGCAAGCCUUGCAGUCCUAGAGAGAACGUUAUUAAUAAAAGCAAAUCAUCAA
Dromiciops gliroides (monito del monte) is the source of this 1777-nucleotide messenger RNA. RefSeq names its product tubulin tyrosine ligase like 9 (gene TTLL9). The transcript is spliced from 14 exons. Bases 110 to 1441 code for a protein of 443 amino acids. The record is from RefSeq and is a predicted model, not a curated record. Gene Ontology annotation, biological process: microtubule cytoskeleton organization; protein polyglutamylation. NCBI's taxonomy places the organism in Eukaryota, Metazoa, Chordata, Mammalia, Microbiotheria, Microbiotheriidae. Gene Ontology annotation, cellular component: cilium. Gene Ontology annotation, molecular function: tubulin binding; tubulin-glutamic acid ligase activity.